This is a messenger RNA of Durio zibethinus, 3404 nucleotides long. Its product is annotated as Translation elongation factor EF1A/initiation factor IF2gamma family protein. The record is from RefSeq and is a predicted model, not a curated record. Gene Ontology annotation, molecular function: GTP binding; GTPase activity. Lineage: Eukaryota; Viridiplantae; Streptophyta; Magnoliopsida; Malvales; Malvaceae.
GAAUUAUUAUUCACUAGUGCUCCUUAUAAUUAAUCGAAGUAACAGUGAAAUUCAAUUCUUUAUUUUAUUCCCGUAUCCCAAAACAAAUUAUCAAAAAGAAAAAAAUUCCGAAAACAAAAAUCUUUGCAGGUAAGGAAACCCAUUUUGCAUCACAGCAUUGCUCACAUCCAGAGAUCUUCCAUCUUCCUCAGAUUCAGGCUUCAUCGAUGUGGGGGAGACAAUAAACUUCGUGUCAGAAUCAAACUCAUUCUACUAUGGCUAUUUGCAGUUAUCAACGCUUUCAUUUUUAGGUUAAGGUUGCCCCUUCAGCUCUGAAAGCACCUUCUGAGCAAGACACUAUCAAACAUGGUGUAUGGCGUUGCUCCAUUUGUACUUAUGAUAAUGAGGAAACCAUGUCAUCAUGCGAUAUUUGUGGGGUUCUUCGCGGUCCCUUGGUCAACAACGGCACCUAUGAUGAGAAGAGAACAGUUGAUGACGUAAACAAAGAUUCUGGAGUAUCUAUUAUGGCCAAGUCUCUUUUUGCAUCACUGCCGCAUCAGAUGUCUAAAAAAGUUGUAGAUUCUCGACAAGAGAAUGAUGAUUUUAUGGUGAAAGAGGGCUAUAACUUCCAUCUGCUUGGGAAUAACCAAGGACAAUUUCAUGAAUUCCAUAAAGCUUAUAGUUCUCCUACCCAUUCCCGUAUUAAUAUAGCCCCUUUUAAGUUUGAUGUUCCAUCUCCUGAUGACGUGGUUUCUAAUGGAUUGCAUUCCUCAAAACUGCAUUCAAAAGCCAACAAUUUUGACUUAAAAUCUUCCAGAAUUCCCUCAAGAGUGGUUGGGAAGAAUGAGGCAGUUAAACUGCAAUCAAGUACUGAAGGGUCAGAUGGCUCAUAUGACUCAACAGCAAAAGACAAGCACAAUAGAGUGGAUGAGGUCAUCUUUUUGAAGAAUUUAGAAGUCAGGGCACCAUCAAGUUCCAAAACUGCAGAUAACUCUUCUUCAUCAAUGCCAAAAGGCAGGCUUGAUAAUGUGGAUGAAAGCAGUGAUGCAGUUAAUAUGCGAUCUAGAGGUCAAAGCUCAUCAUCAUUGAUGCCAAAAGAAAAAAGUGAUAAGGUGGGUGAUAGCAGCUCUUCAAGGCAUGGAGGUGAGGCACAUACUCUUAAUCUGAAAAACAUGUCUUUGGCUGCUAAAUCUGGGCACUCAAAUGAUAUAAGCCUUGGAAGAGCAAAUUCACGAGCACAGUAUAAACCUGAAAAGUGGAUGCUGCCUGAAAAAGCAGAAGAUUCACUGACUCAACUAAAUCUUGCAAUUGUUGGGCAUGUUGAUUCUGGAAAAUCAACGCUGUCUGGUAGACUGCUUCACCUUUUGGGACGAAUAUCGCAAAAAGAAAUGCACAAAUAUGAAAAGGAGUCCAAAUUGCAGGGAAAAGGAUCCUUUGCUUAUGCUUGGGCAUUGGAUGAGAGUGCCGAAGAAAGGGAAAGGGGAAUCACUAUGAAUGUGGCGGUGGCUUAUUUUGAUUCUAAAAGAUAUCAUGUCGUCAUACUUGACUCCCCAGGGCACAAAGAUUUUGUUCCAAAUAUGAUAACUGGGGCAACACAAGCUGAUGCUGCGAUUCUUGUCAUAGAUGCCUCUAUUGGUUCAUUUGAAGCUGGUAUGGAUGGCACAAAGGGACAGACAAGGGAGCACGCACAACUUAUCAGAAGUUUUGGUGUUGAUCAAAUUAUAGUUGUAGUUAACAAGAUGGAUGCUGUAGACUAUUCUAAGGAUCGAUUUGAUUUGAUAAAAUCACAGCUAGGGCCAUUUCUUCGCUCUUGUGGCUUUAAGGAUUCCUCCGUCUCAUGGAUUCCACUGAGUGCUGUUGAAAAUCAGAAUUUAGUGGUUGCACCUUCUGAUGUUCGUCUAUCUUGGUAUCAUGGACCUUAUCUAUUAGAUGCAAUUGAUUCCUUCCAACCUCCAACUAGAGAUUUUUCAAAGCCUUUACUUAUGCCUAUAUGCGAUGUUAUAAAAUCAUCUUCACAGGGGCAGGUGUCUGCCUGUGGCAAGUUGGAGGCUGGAGCUGUUCGAAGUGGAAUAAAGGUUUUAGUUAUGCCAUCUGCAGAUAUAGCAACUGUGCGUUCGUUAGAGCGUAAUUCCCAAGCUUGUUCAAUUGCAAGAGCUGGAGACAAUGUAGCUGUCAGCCUGCAUGGAAUAGAUGGAAAUCAUGUGAUGGCUGGUGGUGUGUUAUGUCAUCCUGAUUUUCCAGUUGCAUUUGCAAAACAUUUGGAGUUGAAGGUGCUUGUUUUGGAUGGUGCAACCCCAAUUUUAAUCGGUUCUCAGUUGGAGUUUCAUGUACACCAUGCAAAGGAAGCUGCAAGAGUUGCAAGGAUAUCAUCAUUGCUUGAUUCAAAGACAGGGAAAGUCACAAAGAAGGCACCCCGCUGCAUUGUUGCUAAGCAGAGUGCAGUUGUUGAGGUGGUUUUGCAUGAACCAGUUUGCAUUGAAGAGUUUUCAAAAUGCAAAGCCCUUGGAAGGGUGUUUCUUAGAACAUUAGGAAGAACGGUUGCUGUGGGUAUCGUGACCCGAAUAGUUGGGGAGCAGUAAUAGUUUUCAUAGUGUGUUCAUACGCAUACCUGAGCAGCUUUCAACGAUUAGACUCCUGUCUUGGUGGAUGAAUCCCUUGGUAAGAGAGGAAUUUCUGUACUAAUUCAAGAUUCACGUGAACAAUAUGAAGGUGCUUUUAAAACGUCUAAAGGCAUUUCUUUUGUGCGGCCUAUCUAAAUGUCUAUUCCAUGUGUGUUGUAGAGACAGAUUUAAGCUGUAGUCUGUACCAUUUCUGGUAGUGGUUCUACAAUUAAAUCGAUUGAUUCUUUAUACAUAGGAUAAGGCUUAGAAAGGUCUAAUCCACUUAGAAAUAUGUAAAUCUUCUUGAAAUCAAACGAGUCAACGGCUGCGUAAUUUGUUGUAAGAAUGAUGGAUUUUUAAUUUAAAUUUUGAUAGCUUCAAGUAAAAAAAAUCAUCCUGAAAGCAGUUGCUAUAGGUAACCAGAUAUACCAACCUGAACUGUCUAGGACUUGGUUACAAAACAUGUCUAAACUCAAAAGAGAUUACAUCAGCUUUAAAAUGGAGUGUAAAAGCGGCUUCAGCUUGCGUUUUCCGUUCCAAGUCAAAACACAAUUUUCUUCGCUCAUAAAUCCAAAUCCAACUUAUUCAAAAUCAGACAGUCAUUGAAACUUGAACGUAAUUAUUAUUAUAAUUCAUGAUGGUAAAUUUCUUCGGUUUUGUAUUGGCAGUUUGGGAUGAAUCCCCCUCGAAGCAAACUUUACUACACUCGUAAAGAACUUUAAUGGGUUUGACUUUGAGAGAUAUAAAAUCAGGCAAAGUGCAAUUGUGUAAACCAAGGAUAGUCUAUAUGAGUACGGCACAUCCUUCACGUUUGCUUUUCAAAUU